UCUGACGCAACCGUAGAAGAAGAAGCAGGGUACGAUCAUACAGUCCAUGGGUACCAGUCCUACAUGUGGUCAGACUGCGUGUUUUCUGAGAGUCACAGCCCAGCAGAGAGAAGAGUCCCGCCGAAAGAACCGCUUUAACGUUUUCUGUCUGUCGAAAUGAGGCCAGGGUUCAGUCCUCGUGGGGAUCGAGGAGGGCGAGGUGGAGGACGAGGUGGAGGUAGAGGAGGAUUUGGUGACCGAGGAGGACGAGGGGGAUUCAGAGGAGGAAGAGGUGGAGGAUUCAAGUCACCAGAGGGUGGAGGAUUUCGGGGCAGGGGGGGUGGAAGAGGCACACCAAGGGGCAGAGGAGGGAGGGGUGGUGGCAGAGGAGGCUUUGGAGGAGGGAAGAAGGUCUUGGUUGAGCCACACAGACACGAAGGAGUGUUCAUCUGCAGAGGGAAGGAGGAUGCUCUGGUGACCAAGAACAUGGUGGUGGGAGAGUCUGUGUACGGAGAGAAGAGGAUCAGUGUGGAGGAAGGAGAGACUAAGAUUGAGUACAGAGCCUGGAAUCCAUUCCGUUCCAAGCUGGCAGCAGCCAUCUUGGGAGGAGUCGACCAGAUCCACAUCAAGCCUGGAGCAAAAGUCAUGUACCUGGGAGCUGCCUCUGGCACCACAGUGUCCCAUGUUUCUGACAUUGUUGGACCGGAAGGACUGGUCUACGCUGUGGAGUUUUCCCAUCGAUCAGGCCGUGAUCUUCUCAAUGUAGCAAAGAAACGCACCAACAUCAUUCCCAUCAUUGAAGAUGCCCGCCACCCACACAAAUACCGCAUGCUGGUUGGUAUGGUGGAUGUGAUUUUUGCUGAUGUUGCUCAGCCCGAUCAGACAAGGAUUGUUGCUUUGAAUGCUCACAACUUCCUGAAGAACGGAGGACACUUUGUUAUCUCCAUCAAGGCUAACUGUAUAGACUCAACAGCAGCUCCUGAGGCAGUGUUUGCCUCAGAAGUGAAGAAGAUGAGUGCUGAGAACAUGAAACCACAGGAGCAGCUCACGCUGGAACCCUACGAGAGAGACCACGCUGUGGUGGUGGGCAUCUACAGACCUCCACCUAAAGUGAAGAAAUAAGGUGUAGAAGACGGCUCAGGGAGACGGAUUCCCAUUUUCAACCACCAUCCAGUUUUUGUUAGUCUGUUGUCGUCCUCUCCACCUCCACCUGCCUGUUUGUAGAUUUCUGCAGUGUGAAAGCAUGACUAGCACUCUGGAUAAAAUUUAGCUGGGUUCCUUAGUUGUUUUUGUUGUUUGUUUGUUGUUGUUGUUUUUUUGGAGUCCAUUGACACUUAACUGACCAACCACCCAACUGCUGUCGUGUAUUUUUAUUACUACUAAGGUUAGGACAUUACAUGACGUGGUCAUUUAAGGCCACAGAUUGUCUUCUGAGUUGCUUUCCAAUAUGUAAAAGGUUCACCAGUGCUGCUGGUUGGAGCAGCCUUAUUUCACAUUUGUUAUACACAAGUGAUAUCUGGUCCUGUGCAACAACAAACCAGGAGGAUUAAAAAGUAAAUGACAGUGGUAAAGAGUUGAAUAGCCAGUUUUGCGUAGUGUGUUCCCAGCCUUAGAUGAGCUCAGCAGCUGCUGCCCUGUGAGCUAGUUACUUUCUACCCUGAGGAAAAUUUCAGCUGACAUUCUCUGUGCUCCUGGUCCUUUUUUUUACUGAAUGUCUUUUUUUUUUUUUUUUUUAAAUAUAUAUAUGAAUUCGUCCCCCAUUCUUCUGAUUAUAGCCUUUCUCUAAGUGCUUCUGAUUCUAGAUGGCACAUCCCACACUGUUGGGAAAUCCAAAGUAUUCACACAUCAUAUACUCCAGAUGUUUAGUAUUUUUGGUGUAUGUUAUCUGUUGGAACUUGUGUAUGGUAAAAUAUACUUUGUUCUGUUAUGCUGUGUGUACUGGUAGCUCAUGUGAAGAGCUUCAGGUUGGCACAAUACCCACUUUGUAAUCAAGGAACCAUUAAUGCUGAUCUGUUUACUGUUAAGGUGGUAAAUUGACCCUGUGUGAGUGUGUACAGACAAAUAUAGAUGGUGACUUUUUCACUCUGACUUGUAAUUUGAUACUAGUAUAACGUAAGUGUCCAGAGUAUGAAGCAGAAUGGUUGUAGAUAUUUUACAACAACUUAUGCUUGAAACUUAUGUUUGUUUUGACAACAACUUUGUUUUAAUAAAAUCUUUAUCAUUG
This is a messenger RNA of Lates calcarifer (barramundi perch), 2203 nucleotides long. RefSeq names its product fibrillarin (gene fbl). Gene Ontology annotation, biological process: box C/D sno(s)RNA 3'-end processing; rRNA methylation. NCBI's taxonomy places the organism in Eukaryota, Metazoa, Chordata, Actinopteri, Centropomidae. The transcript has 9 exons. Gene Ontology annotation, molecular function: RNA binding; rRNA methyltransferase activity; histone H2AQ104 methyltransferase activity. The coding region runs from base 157 to 1101 and encodes 314 amino acids. Gene Ontology annotation, cellular component: Cajal body; nucleolus; box C/D methylation guide snoRNP complex. The record is from RefSeq and is a predicted model, not a curated record.